AUGUCAAGGCGCAGUCAAAACAGCUACGCGCAUGAGAAGCGAUUAUCCAAGUAUCGGGUCACGGAUGAUGAGCUAUUCAAAUUCUUGAGUUAUCUUUUGAUCCCCAAGACAACCGAAACAACCAGCAAUGUGACUCCUGAAUCCAAGGAGCGCGAACACAUAUCAAGACUUUCUGCAUUAUCCAACUUUUCCAUAGGCGAUAUAUUCAAGGACACCCGGGAUGGGCCAAAGAGUGUCAAGUUUCCAGAGAAGCUGUUAAAAGUGUUGGAGCAGAAACUGCAGGACAUUGCAAUGGGGAAGGACGCUGGCUAUUCUGACCAGCUCGUACGGAGAACAAUGGCCAAGUUCUACGGAAUGUUCAUGGUCGACAGCUUCAAGCGUCAAAUGAAGGAAAACCGCAAAAUCGAGGAGCUUAUCCUCAUGUUCGCCACGCAUGCUACCGGAAUUCUCAAGAAGGAGCCAACCCUUGCUGGCGAAGGCUGGAAGCUGGAACUAAACAAUCAAAUCGCCCUUUUCAUCAAAUUGCUCCGGGAGUGCCUCAGAAAUCUGAGUCAUGUAACACCAGAGUUGCUCUCACGACUGGAUAUGUAUACUGCCAAGCUCGCCCCGGCUCAGUCGGCGAACGACUCUGGAUACGAUUCGUCGUCGACCUCUCGGGAUCGUGAUUCAACAUCAUCGCUGUCGGUCAGUAGCAAUAUAGCAGACAUGGAGUUAGUCCUCGUUGUUGCCGGCCUCUUUAAAGUAUCGGAGUCUGCAGUACAGCAGGAGAUUGAUCAGAUAAAGAGCAUAUGUACCGAUAAAGCUGCCCUUACGGACCUCAAGACAUGUCUCAAGAACAUCAAUGCCGGAGUCCCUUUUCCUGGUCGAAGAGAGGAUUUCGACACAGAUGCCGCCUGGCAGCAUUGGAAGACGUUGGAGACCACCCACCUACAGCAGAUGAUGGUAGCCAUGGUCCAAUACAACCCAGAGCUUGCAAAGUCAACCCCGUCAGACGUUUCACCGCCCACAAGGCGACCUGGAUCUGUAUAUGCACCCCUGGAUACCCCUUCUGCUGCAUCUCGGACACCUUCGAUAAGCAGCCGACGCUCUUUAUAUGGCGCGCUCAACAAUGGAGACUUCAAUGGAGAAGCAACCGACAUAGACGACGAUGAUAUCCAGGUUGGCCACCACUUUACGUAUAUUCCUCCCAAUCCGAAGCGCUUUUACAAGAGGCUGCUGGAGAUCUGCCUAAUAGCAGAUCUGGAGGUUAUGCUCAGUCCUGAGGUGGACGAUAACGAUGAAGUCUCUCUAGGCAUCCUUUCUGCACUGCAUAUCGAUCUUUUGAACGAAUGUGCAGUCCGGUGGCGGAUUGGACAUUCUUAUCGAGCAGCGUGUUUCCUUGAUUUGGUCCGGCAGUUCUACGAGCGCGGCGAUGUUCCGUUAGAGUGUAUACCGGAAGGUCUGCAGAACAUUGCAAAAGCUAUAAGUGAUUUGGACCUGGAAAAAUGGCCCACGCAGGACACCGAAUAUCUAUCGAGUGUCUAUGGGAACCUGUUCAACAUUUUCUUGUCAUCACUGUACCAUGCCAUGGACGAUCUAGUGAAGCUCAAGCCAUCGGACAUAGAGCCAUAUCUGUCCGUGCUAGAACACGUCCGAGAUAGCGGAUUGCUCGAACGGUUUGAUGUGGAUAUCAACGCACGGUUGUCUGACGUUCAGGAUCGGAUACGACAAGUGGCUGGUGAGUUCUACGAAGCGAAGAUGCACGAGUUGACUUCUGCGCCCGGGGUCAACCGUGCACUUCCAUUGUUAUUGAUGACAGAUGAGAUUGAGAAGUCGGCUAAGCUUUUGGAUAAACGAUUUCCUGAGCCUAUAUUAGGGCAACUCGAUUUGGUAUCGUUGAUGGUUGAAGUACAAAUACCGCAUUUCAUCGCAGACUUGAACAAUUCUCAGAAGCGACUGUUCGAGUCGUCAAUGAAUGGGCCGACGCCGGACGUUCCGAUACAAGACAUCUUUGCAUUGUAUCGGCGGACAAAGACGCUUCUAGGAAUGUUUGCUGCGUUCUGUCCAUCGGGUCAUAUAGAGUUCGACAUGAACACAUUCUUUGAGCCCUAUGUGCGGCAGUGGCUCUUGAAUACCGAUAGCAAAACUGGGAAUUGGGUUGAAGCGGCAAUCGCUGCGGAUAAGUUCGAAGCUGAAGAUGCAGAAGGACAUAGUUCUUCGAUCGUCGACCUGUUUGAUUCCCUACGAAGCCCGAUAAACUUCCUACAAGAUUUGGAGUGGGAAAAUGAAUAUCAGGGUGCGCGGUUCUUUACGGCACUAUCCAAGACUGUUUCGAAAGCCGUUGAACAGUACUGCCGAAGCGUGGAGGGUCUCUUUUUGGCAGAGAUGUUCCCACGCCCUACUGACUACCUGCAACCUCAAAAAUCUUCAGCUUGGCUGGAGAAGGCGCGACAGCUUGCCAUCACAGGAGAGAAGAAGGUUGAGCCUUUCAACUUCCUACCGCAAUCGUGUGUCAAGUUGAACAACGUCGAGGCUGCCCGGCGAUUGUUGGACAAUAUGUACAACCAGAUGGAGGCGGAUAAGCUUGCUGAGGUUAUCACGAACAGUGCUCCCCCGGUGCCUGAAAAGGUGGAACGGGAACGAUUUUUGUUUACGAUCAAGGUUGUGAUUGCGGAGGGUCUUGUUCCGGUGGAUUCGAGCCCUACGUCAAAGCUUGAUACUUUCAUUACGCUGAGUGACGAGGCUGGCAAUCGGCUAGCGAAGACACGGACGAUUUAUGAGACGACGAAUCCGCGUUGGGACGAGACGUUUGAUAUAUCUGUGGACAAGCCUUUGUGGCUGAUGGUUAGUGUGCGGGAUCGUGCGUUGGUGGGGAAGCAUGACACUGUUGGACGAGCGUAUUUGUGUCUCGAUCCCCGGCGGUUCGGAGACUUUUUGGCGCACGACCUUUGGAUGGACUUGGAUAGUCAAGGACGAGUACUCGUCCGAGUUAGCAUGGAGGGCGAGAAGGACGAUAUACAGUUUUACUUUGGGCGUGCAUUCCGUUCUUUAAAACGGGCUGAGGCGGAUAUGCUUCGCAUCUUCAUCGAUAAGAUGUCACCAUUCAUCCGACAAUGUCUUUCACGGAGCGUGGUGAAGACGCUGAUCAAAGGUGGUAACCUUGGCUUGGAUUACAACCGUGCUCUGGGUAAUGUCACGGCGCUGUACCGGUCAGCGAUUGGGACCGCUGGGAGCGAUGUGCAGAUACCUCUGCCUCAAGCUGAGAAGCCCCGAGUGAGACCGGAGGAACUGACGGAUGUGGAGAUUGAACAGGCUAUAUUGCCUCUGUUCGACUACUUUGAUGCGAAUCUGCAGACGCUCAAUACGUAUCUGAGUGAUACGGCGAAGGAGAAGGUCAUGACGCGUGUUUGGAAGGAGAUCCUGAAUGUCAUCGAGGGCCUGCUCAUUCCGCCGCUAUCUGACGUGUCAAGCGACAUGAAGCCUCUUAGCGAUAAGGAGGUUGAUAUUGUCUUCAAGUGGCUGAAGUUCCUGCGCGAUUACUUUUAUGCUGGAGGUGAAGGACCUGUUCCAUUGGAGGUACUUCAAAACCAAAAGUACCGAGAUGUCGUUUCCGUACGGUUAUACUAUGAUUGGCAUACGGACGCGUUGAUGGAGGAAUGUGUACGGAUGAUGCAACAGAGCCUGAGCUCGAGUCCUACGAUGAAAAGACGAGCGAAGAGUGUUUAUUCUCAAAGAAAUCUUGGGACGAUAAAAGAACGGAAGAAGGAAAAGCGGCAAGAGAAGGAGGUGUCGAGUGGGGAGACGAUUAUGCAGAUCUUACGAAUGAGACCGGGUACUUCAGAGUUUAUCGCCCAGCAGCUCCAGAUCAUGUCACAGAUGCAAGCCGAACAAGAGCAACGGGCCAAGGAGAUGGAGCAGCGGAGGUUGAAGAGGCCUUCGCAACGACAUCCUCCUGUGCCACCGUUACCGUCAUGA
Molecule: messenger RNA, 3954 nt
Organism: Guyanagaster necrorhizus
Lineage: Eukaryota; Fungi; Basidiomycota; Agaricomycetes; Agaricales; Physalacriaceae
Exons: 15
Coding region: 1-3954 (1317 amino acids)
Source: RefSeq, a predicted model, not a curated record